Molecule: messenger RNA, 1787 nt
Organism: Cinara cedri
Lineage: Eukaryota; Metazoa; Arthropoda; Insecta; Hemiptera; Aphididae
Source: the annotation of a GenBank genome assembly
AUGGCUAAAAGGUCUAAAAAACCUAAACUAGUUUUAAAAAAACCUCUUGCCAAAGUCAGUAAACAUAAUGUGUUAAACGAACAUAAUUACUCUUUGGCUUCGAAAAAGAUUUGCAUUAUGAAAAUAUCACAAGAUUUGACAAAUACACAAAUUGUAAAUAAAAAAGUAACUGAUAAUAACGAAUGUGGUUCAGUACCAGAUUGGCUAAAGUAUCAUAACUUAUCAAGUGAGGAAGAAGAUGACUGUGAAGAGAAAACUGUUUCUCAAUUAUUAAUAAUGGAAUUUCAAAAAGACUCUGGAAAUUCAUAUAAGGUAUACUUAAAGUAUCUUGUUUAAGUUUUAAUGCAUUUUAAUCUGAUAGGAUUUCAAAAACAGCUAUUCAAAAAUAAUGUUUUCAGAUUUGCUUUAUUAAAUAACAAUUCAAUUGUUUUUAAAAGUCCCAACAUAUUGUUAAGGUUGUUAUUUUUAAACAUACAACUAUCAUAUACAAUAUCUAUAAUUUUAAAUUCCUAAUGAAUCACUCAUUUAUUGCUCAAUAAUAUAAUCGUUAUUUGUAAUUGAAGUUGUAUUUGUGAAUUAUAAUUAAAUAAAAAAUUAAGUCAUAAAAUAAUUUUGUGCUAUUUUAGAUUCAGAGUGUAACCACUACUUAUCACCAAAACUUUUAAACCACUUUUGAUCUAUUAUGGAAUCUUAUUCUUUGGGAGUUUUUUUAUUGUCAUUAGGGUUUAAAUACAUGUAGAGACUUGAAACUUUGUAAUAAUAUUUUUAUUAGACUUAUCUAAAAGUGUUAAAAUUUCCACAAUCAUCUGUCAAUUUUUUCUUAAUUUGUGUUUUAAAAUCAAAUUUAGAAGAAAAUCUCAAAUAUUAUGUAAUACCAAACUGCACUCAGAAUCGUUUUUCAUCAAGCAAUGGCUUAUCAUUGUUUACAGAUAUAAAUUAAAUAACCUUAUGUAUUUUACCUUCCCAACUUCUCACCUACAACAGUGGCCACUUCCAUCCCCAGUAUCAGCUCUUUUUUCUUAUUGCAGUAUUCAAUGUGUGUACAACUACACAUUAUAUAUUAUUAUUAGUAUUAAGUAUUAGUCUUUAUAGGUAACUACAAUUAACGGUUUUGCAUUACAUAGAAUUACAAAGAUAGUAAUUUUAUACACAUGCUAUUAUAUAUUUAUAACUAAUUAUUUUAGGUUUGUCCUCCUUUUGAUUGGAUCCAUCUUAUAUAUUUAACUGUAAAGAAUUGCACUGAAGAAUACGUAACAUGUCAUGAUGUAGACAUAUUUUGCAGGUUUAUUCAUUUGAUUCUUAACUUUAUUUUUAAUAUAUAAAUUUAUAUAUUGUUAUUAUUUAUAGACAUUGGUUCCCAUAUUAUUUAAACAAAUCAUGGAUUAACAAUAUUAGUUCAGUAUUAAACUGUCCCAGUAAUAAAUAUUUUAACUGUUCAUCUAUGGUUUUAUUUGGCAAAUCUGUUAGGUGGGCUGUUAAUAUUGAAUCGGUGAAUAUUUUGGAGGAUUCAUUGAUGUCUAUAGUUAAGAAACAUGAGGAAAAAAUAAAAUCAGCAAUGAGAUAUCCUGGUAUCUUAUAUUAAUAUAAAUAAUAUAAUAUAAUUUAUAUUAAACAUAUCUACAAUAGGUGAGAACUUACAAAUAAGAAUUUAUUUAAUUUCAGAUAAACUACCUACAAUAUUGAGAGGAUAUGGUGUGCAUUAUUUGGGAUAUAAAUGUUUCAAUAUUUUUGGUUUCAAUAAUUUAGUUUCCAAUAAAAAUAUACCAUUUAAGAAAAGGAAACAAUGA